UUAUUUGCCGUGGUACGUAAGUUUGCUGGUAGCAAGCAUUAUCAUUGAAUUUGAUCUUUCAUCCGUUGCACUGUUUUGUGUGCACGCUUCAAAGACGAUGAGAAUUGCAUUGUGAAAAAUGUGACAAGAGGAGUGCUUAACUGAAGUCAUCGUUUGAAAGACUGCUCUUCAGGCAAUACUUUCUGAAUGUCCCAACAGCCAAGGAAGUCUCAGUGCUCCAGGACCUCAGGACAGCCUGGUUCACCUGACAAUUGGAACUCAAAUCAGGGUAGCCUUUGUGCAUCUUGAAAAAUCUGAAGUGACUUGUUGUCAAGAAAGCAGUGCACAAUCCCCCCAAAAUUCCAUGGAAUCCACUGUCUACAAAAAUCACAAUUGUGCACUGAAUUACAGCACCCCAAACCCAAGGAUUUUGCAUUUAGUUUGUAUAGCAGUGACGAUCAAACAAAAAGAAAUACUGGCUUGAGUUCAUCAGCACAUGUCCUUGUUUAACACAAAUGAAUAUCCUCUCUUGAGAACUUCAUAAGACAUCCUUCUGGCAAAAGUGGACAGCUUGUGGAAUUUUCCACUGAGACUUUAACUUCACAUUUCCUAAAAGUUUCUAAUAUACAAUGCUGGGCUGAAGCAAGGGCCGCUCCACUUCAUAGAGAGAUCCCAAAUGUUUUCUUUACAAGAUCAAUCUUCUUCUGUACAUGAGAACAAGGCCUCCACAUCAUCCCCAGUAAUUUGCAUCUCGCCCAAAGAGAAAUCUGCUCAUUUCAAAUCUUCCAAGACUGAACCUAAUGUCGAUGAUUUUUCAGAGGAAAAAUGUUCUGAGAAUCAGCAAGUGGGAACUUUCCUCCCCCAAGUUUGUGGACAGAAGAAACAAAUCGUAGAUCAUUCAGAAGGAAAUGUUUCCACCCCUUCUCAGCAGCUCUCCCCUUCUUCUCUCAGGAAUCAGCCAGCCGAAGGUGAAGUCUUGGAAGCUAAAAAAACCAAAGCGAUGACAAAUGAUGAACUUAAUGACUAUAUCGAGAAGGAGGUUGCGUUAGUAUGGUUGAAUUUAAGAAUGGAGGAUUAUACCGAGCGGCAAAGAUUCAGCCCUGUUCUUACUGAGCAGUGCACUACUUCAACCGGACAAGAAGAUGAAGUGAAGGAAAGCAAAGGAGCUGAGUUAUCUCCCACGCCUAAAGAGAAAUGUGAUACAUUUGCAUCAGAGAAACAUGUAGCAGAUUAUCAACAUGUCAUCUUGGAGGUUGCUCCCACUUACAUAAAUAAUGAAGCAGAGCAUCCAGUGAUUGUGACAGCAGUUUCUGGAGUCACCGUGCCAGAAGAGACUGAGAAGUACCCAGGAUUAAUGGUCAGCUGCAGUUCCUCACAAGGAGAGCGGGAAAGACUCAAAGAAACCCAAGGCACUGGAGAUCAAGAUGAAAAUGUAAACAAACAGAAGAAGACUGAAGACCAAGAGUAUUGCCAUGUUGAAUAUAAGGACGCAGCUGCACUUUCCAGCCUAGAUUCAAUAACUGUUAAAACUGACUAUACACAAUUAGUCUCUGUGGGGGAGCAAUCGGUGUGCAGCCAAACAAGUUAUUAUAAUGUGGAGAAGGAUGCAACUGGUGUGUGUCUACAAGCAGGUUUAAGCAUAUCUAUUCCUUUGAAUAAAGUCAACAAAAGCACCCCUCCAUCUAGACCUGAAGGUGUGGAUACAUUCUUUGCUGCAGGUAGAAAUGAUCCAGAAUAUCAACAGAGUUCAGUCACUGAAGAAUUAUCAAAGUCGGGCAUGCAUCUUUUAAACACAAACCAAGAGGAAGUAAGGUUUGAGGACCCUUUAUAUGAAGAUAUAAGUGAAGAUGAGAAUCCAGAAGUUGAUAAUAAUGAUGAGGAGCUGCCUUCACCUUCAUGUGAAGUGUCUGAAGCCAGUAUUACGCAGUCUGGAGGUGUGCAGAGUCAGGCCAAGAUUCCAAAGAACCAAACACUUGGCAUAGCACAACAUUGCUCUUGUCCAUGUUUUGUUGAAACGGAGGAUGGGUUUGAACGUUUAUUAUGUCCUAAAUGUGACAGUGAGAAACAUUUAAAUUGGCAAGCAAGCUGCUCUUUGAGCCCCCUUUCUGAUGCACAAGACCAAGAGGAGACUGAUGAGGACGAUGAUUGGCUAGUUAUGCCUAUUAGCGUGUUAGAUGUUAAAUGGGAACCAGCAGAUGAAGGCCAGGCUGACCCAGAAACAGUUUCACAGCAUGAUGGUGAGGAUGAAGACCAGGUGAAACAAAGUGACACAAAUCCAGCUGUCUGUGAGGUACCCAGAUCUGUUCCAAACCAUGUACCAGCUUCUGCUUUUUCUAUGAUGGAGGUUUUUGACACACCUUCUCAUCUAGCAAAAGUCAUACAAUCUAGAGAGACAAUGCAACAAUCCUUCAUGGUGCCUUCUUCCUGGGGCACAACUGAGACAAAAGCUCAUAGACCGCAAAAUAGGGAAUCACAUAGUGAUCCUGAUGACAGUUGUGAAACUGAAGAUAGUUCUGAUUACUCUUCUGAUUCAGGACGUAACUAUCUGACAGUGUCCAAACAGUUGUUAAAUAACCUGUCAGUGCCUGCAUCAGCAGAGAAAAAUGACUCUGAUUCUGAAAAAAAGAAAAUGAAGACCAUGAGAUGA
Messenger RNA from Oreochromis aureus, 2626 nucleotides. RefSeq lists its product as uncharacterized. The transcript has 3 exons. The coding region runs from base 656 to 2626 and encodes 656 amino acids. The record is from RefSeq and is a predicted model, not a curated record. NCBI's taxonomy places the organism in Eukaryota, Metazoa, Chordata, Actinopteri, Cichliformes, Cichlidae.